AUGUCUUCAGCUCAGGGCAAGACUGUGAUUGUCACCGGCGCCGCUGGCGGUCUCGGCAAAGCUAUCGCAACCGCCUUCCUCGAAGCCGGUGCCAAUGUUGUCAUUUGUGAUGUCCACACCGAGCGCCUCGCAUCGGUCGAAGAGGAGUGGUCCAAGACACACGCCGACAAGUUCCUGACCCGGAAGACAGACGUCACAGACGAAGCCUCUGUGCAGGCCCUCGUCGACGAUGCCGUUGCCAAGUUCGGCCGUCUCGACGUUCUCGUGAACUCGGCGGGCAUCAUGGACGGCUUUGAACCCGCCGGUGCUUGCUCCAAGGAGAAGUGGGACCGUGUGCUCAACGUCAACCUGAACGGACCCUUCCUCGGUACUAAGGCGGCCAUUGCCCAGUUUGAGAAGCAGGAGCCCGGCUGCAGUGUCAUCAUCAACAUCGGUUCCAUUGCCAGCGUCCACGGCUUCAAGGCCGGCGCUGCUUACUCGGCCUCCAAGGCCGCCCUGAUGUCGCUGACCAAGAACACGGCCGGGUAUUAUGGUGACAAGAGCAUCUACAGCAUCGGGCUGAUGCUAGGCGGAAUGGACACCAACAUCACGGACGCAUUCGGCCAGGGGAUGCACAUGGAGGCUUUCCAAAAGGUUCAGGCCUCACAAGCCCCGUUCCGCCCGGAGAUGCAGGUGCCCAUCGCCUCGGUGGCCAAGUACUGUCUUUUCCUGACCGACAAGGACAUUGCACCCUCGGCUAACGGGUCAUGUAUUAUGUUUAACAAGAACUGGCCCGAGGCGUGA
This is a messenger RNA of Chaetomium globosum CBS 148.51, 783 nucleotides long. RefSeq lists its product as uncharacterized. The record is from RefSeq and is a predicted model, not a curated record. The transcript has 2 exons. Lineage: Eukaryota; Fungi; Ascomycota; Sordariomycetes; Sordariales; Chaetomiaceae. Gene Ontology annotation, molecular function: oxidoreductase activity, acting on the CH-OH group of donors, NAD or NADP as acceptor. The coding region runs from base 1 to 783 and encodes 260 amino acids.